Messenger RNA from Labrus bergylta (ballan wrasse), 3774 nucleotides. Its product is annotated as vitamin D3 receptor B. Gene Ontology annotation, molecular function: zinc ion binding; nuclear receptor activity; vitamin D response element binding. Gene Ontology annotation, biological process: negative regulation of transcription by RNA polymerase II; cell differentiation; positive regulation of transcription by RNA polymerase II. Lineage: Eukaryota; Metazoa; Chordata; Actinopteri; Labriformes; Labridae. Gene Ontology annotation, cellular component: nucleus. The record is from RefSeq and is a predicted model, not a curated record.
AAACUAAUGGCCAUCUAUUUGGGUCCUGAAGAAGGAGGGGUAUUGCUCGUCGGACUACCGUAGGUGUGCUUGAGUUUCCCCCUCAUGUUACUGCGUACGUUUUGCCCGUCAAUGAUAUACAGUGUCGCCUUUAGUCGUCUUUCUGCUGGACGUUGUUUAGCCACAGUGGCCACACGGUUUGUGAUGCGGGGCUGAACUUGGUGCCGCGUUUUAGGGUUAAAGCAGGAGCAGCUAGCCACGCUAACGCUAAGCUACUACCAGCGCCUCCUCUAUAGUGAACCAGCGUCUAGAAGGGCGUACGAGUUUGACGUCUCCUCCUCAAGUCUCCUCACAUUUACAACGAGUUUUAGUUCAACGACAGUCCUCUCUUCCUCAAAGCAAAGCCCACCCAGCCAACAUGGAGGGGACACUCUUCCAAAGAGCAUGAAGAAGACGAGAGGCGGCGACUGAAAAGGAUUUACAAGCAACUCGGACUUGAUGGGGAAAAGUUGAGCUGAGGACUAACAACUUGGGGGGAAAUUACAGAAGAACGGUUUCAAGGCUCAAGCUUUUGUACAAGGGCAUGCGUAAAACUGAGUGAUGGAUACAACUGUUGUGAGCACAUCCACUCUGGCCUCUGAUGAGUUUGAUAGGAACAUGCCAAGGAUCUGUGGCGUGUGUGGUGACAAAGCCACUGGUUUCCACUUCAACGCCAUGACCUGCGAAGGCUGCAAGGGUUUUUUCAGGCGCAGUAUGAAGCGCAAAGCGGCCUUCACAUGUCCCUUUAACGGCAGUUGCACUAUCACCAAGGACAACAGGCGCCACUGCCAAGCAUGCCGGCUCAAACGCUGUGUGGACAUUGGCAUGAUGAAAGAGUUCAUUCUGACAGACGAGGAAGUACAGAGGAAGAAGGACCUGAUUCAACGGAGGAAGGACGAGGAGGCACAGCGCGAAGCAGAGAGGGAGGCACGGAGGCCCAGACUCACAGACGAACAGAGUCAGGUCAUCUCCACGCUAGUGGAGGCGCACCACAAAACAUACGACGACUCCUACUCCGACUUCUGCCGCUUCAGGCCUCCUGUGCGCGAGGGCCCAGUGACACGCAGCGCCAGUAGAGCUGCGUCCCUACACUCUCUGUCUGACGCCUCCUCUGACUCCUUCAGUCACUCUCCAGAGUCGGUUGACAACAAAAUGAACUUCAACAACCUGCUGAUGAUGUACCACGAGCAGGGCAGCAGCCCCGACUCCAGCGAGGAGGAGGGCUCCAGCUUCUCCAUGCUGCCCCACCUUGCUGACCUGGUCUCCUAUAGCAUCCAGAAGGUCAUCGGCUUUGCAAAGAUGAUCCCGGGGUUCAGGGAGCUGACUGCAGAGGACCAGAUUGCCCUGCUCAAGUCCAGUGCCAUAGAGGUGAUCAUGCUGCGCUCAAAUCAGAGCUUCAACCUAGAGGACAUGUCCUGGAGCUGUGGCGGGCCUGACUUUAAAUACCAGAUCAGUGAUGUCACCAAAGCGGGCCACACUCUGGAACUGCUGGAGCCCUUGGUGAAGUUCCAGGUCGGUCUGAAGAAGCUAAACCUGCAGGAGGAGGAACAUGUGCUGCUGAUGGCCAUCUGCCUGCUGUCUCCAGAUCGCCCAGGUGUUCAGGAUCACGCGCAGGUCGAAGUCCUCCAAGACCGACUGUCGGAGACCCUGCAGGCCUACAUCCAGCUUCACCACCCGGGAGGUCGGCUGCUGUAUGCCAAGAUGAUCCAGAAGCUGGCCGACCUGCGCAGCCUCAACGAGGAGCACUCCAAACAGUACCGCUCGCUCUCCUUUCAGCCGGAGCACAGCAUGCAGCUGACCCCGCUGGUGUUGGAGGUGUUCGGCAGUGAAGUCUCCUAAAUGCUCGGUGGUAGAGAUGCAGCGGGAGACGAGAUCCCUGGUGGAAUUGAACGAAAGGAGAGAGUUGAGGAUGUGCUGGAUGGACCAAAUUGGAGUUGUGGAGAUUGAAGUGAGUGGAAGAGAGAAAGUGAUGUGUGCGUGCGUAUUUGUGUGCGUGUGUCUCGUUUAAUUGAGGCUGUCUCGGCAUCAAGGUUGUAUGGAGAGAAAGCAGAUGUUUAGAGACACAGUAAACCGGAGACUUCAUGAAAUACAAAUUCAACUAUACAUACAACUUCUCUCUACGUACAGUGUUUUUGUCUGUAUUUAAAUCAACCAACAGCUGCUUCAGAUGCCAGGACAUUUUCUGUGUGCAUGUGAAAUGCACACACCAACACAACAAACACACUCAAUUAUUCAUUUUGCUAUUCAGUUGAGCUACCUCUUGGUUUUACUGGGGUUGUUUUAUACUUACAUCACCCAUGUGAAACUGUAACUUUAACACAGGACAAUUUAGAUACAGUGGGGUUGCACGGUGGUGCAGUGGUUAGCGCUCUCGCCUCAAAGCAAGAAGGUUCAUGGUUGGGACAGGGACAGGGCCUCUCUGUGUGGAGUUUGCAUGUUCUCCCUCUGCAUGUGUGGAUUCCGACCGGGUACUCCGGCUUCCUCCCACAGUCCAAAGACAUGCUUGUUAGGUUGAUUGGUGACUCUUAACAUUGCCCUUAAGUGUGCAUGUGAGCGUGCCUGGUUGUUUUAGUCUGUAUGUUGGCCCUGUGAUUGACUGGCGACCAGUCCAGGGUGUACCCCCGCUUCUCGCCUAGUGACAGGUGGGAAUCGACUCCGGCCCCCUUGCGACCCCAAACAGGAUAAACGGUAUAAAUAAUGGACGGAUGGAACUUAGAUACAGUACGGACAACUUUUCAGUGUACCUGACUUUUUAUGAUAUUUGUGAUUCCUUUGUUUGGUUUGUUUUCAUCUGCUUCUCUCCAAAGCAGCAUAUAUAAAUAUAUAUAUAUAUAUAUAUAUAUAUGACUGUGUAUACAAAUCAAACGCAUGCCUUUCACUUUUCACCAAAGGUAUGGUCUACUACUUUCUCAAUAAGCUUUCAGUACCUAAAAAUAACCUUGCUGCUGCUCCAUGGCUCGUUUCACCCAUGCAGCCAUUCGGCAUGGGAACAAGUUAUGCUACUGGCCUCGCAGCCAAUGAAGGAAAAUGUCAUAAUAUAGGAUAACUGCAGAGUGCAGAACUUAGUCUGUAAUUUAGUGAGGUUUUUUGACAGGACUUGGGGUGUAUGGUUUUGAGGUGAGAAUUAGCCACUAAAUGUGUUAGCUACUUUUUACUCUGCUAACUGUCAAUCAAACCAAGCCUGCAUUAUGGCUUGUUCCUCUCUUAUGGAAAUUAUUUUUUCAUUCUUCUCUGGUAUUGUUUAUUUCCUUGUAAAUAGUUAAUUACUACCACAUGUAUCCUAAGCACUGUUAUACCACCUUUACUCAAGCCUAUGUAUUGUUAUACAGUAUCUAUAUUAUCACAGAUUUUUAAAGGGCUAAGUUGCCAAAUCUAACUGGAAUAGUAAAUGAAGGCCAAAGCAAGGGGCCGGUCUUGUUUAUAUAUAGCUGCAUACCAUACUUGGAAUUGGCAUAGCUAUGGAUGUAAUUUCAACGGAUGCUUAUUUUUUUUUUGGUUGUUUUAUUGGUCAUUUCACUUUUAAAAACAAUUCCAUGAAUUGUUCCUCCUCAGUACACCGUGAGCUCGAUGGGCAGAGAGCUUCGGAAGCUGCUUCAGACCUCCAUAGAUAUCACACCCUUUCAUUUCUGACAGGGAUGUGGAUCCUCUAGAAUGUCAGAGGGCCUGAUUGUGUUGAUGGUGUGCACCUCACCACCCAGGCCCGUCCUGUUUGAUGAUGUAUGCUGCGCAGCCCUCUAGUGGCUGCAUUGUGUAAAU